GCAGCCUCCGGAGCCGGCCGAGGAGCGAGCCCCGGGAGAAGCCCCCCGGGGACGGGGGGGGGACGGCACGGCGGCCACAGGGGGCCCCCCGCACGCUGCGCGGCCCCGCCGCUGCCGCUCGCUCGCCCCCGGCGAAGAGAAACCAAAGCGAGCGGCGGCACCGCCACACGCUCUCUCGCUCCCUCCUUCUCCUCCUCUUGGUGGUGGUGGUGUUUGGUUUUGGUUUUUCGAAUUUUUUUUUCGAUUUUUUAUUUUUUUUCCGCGGGGAUUCUCCGUUCUCCUCCCAGCCUGACUUGCACCUUCUUGAUAAUUUCUCUUCCCCCCCCUCCACCUCGUUUUUUUUUUUAAUACUCUUCUUCUCCCCGCUUCCGAACCCUGUGUCUGUGUGUUUCAAUACUAUCGCAACCUCUGCUAAAAAUAGAUCUUUUUAUAUACCCUUCCUCCUCUCUGACCCCAUCCAACACCCCUUGUUAAGUUGUUGACUAGGUCUUCAGCAGAGAGGAUACAAAAACUCAGCCCUCCUUGCCACCUUAGGACAUACUGAGAGAAGAAAACUGCAGGUAAAUAAAAUAUUUCACAGAAUCUCAGAAUCAUGUUGGAUACAAUGGAUCUUUGGAGGCCAUCAACAACAUCCUAGCCCAAGCAAGACAAAGUUAGAUAAGGAAACCAUCUUAAACCCAGAGCAAGAAAAGUAAAUUCACUUGGCUGUCCCUUAUCUCUAAGGCACCUGAUGCGUAAGUGGACUAGAGAAAGGAAAGAACAACUCUGAAGACCUACAGAUCAUCUUGCUGGCAGGAACAUACUCAACAUCUUUAGAUUUCUUCCUUGAGACCACAGAGUGACUGCAAAACUGAUCACAACAGCAGGGCUUUUUAAAUAUCACUUGGUCUUCUGGACAAGUUGAUUAAGUGAAGAGAAGGAAAAAAAAUACACAAAACUGCUUUCAAGUAUUGAAGACACAAGGCCAGGAUGAACACGAAGGACUCAAAAGUGACUGAAGGAGGUCUCAAUGUCACACUUACCAUACGCCUUCUCAUGCAUGGCAAGGAGGUUGGGAGCAUUAUUGGAAAGAAAGGUGAGACAGUUAAGAAGAUGAGGGAGGAGAGUGGAGCUCGAAUCAAUAUUUCAGAAGGUUCCUGUCCAGAAAGAAUUGUGACAAUAACAGGCCCAACAGAUGCAAUUUUUAAAGCUUUUUCUAUGAUUGCACUAAAAUUUGAAGAGGACAUAAAUGCUUCAAUGACAAACAGCACAGUGACAAGCAAACCACCUGUAACACUGCGGCUUGUCGUCCCAGCAAGUCAGUGCGGAUCCCUUAUAGGAAAAGGAGGCUCCAAAAUCAAAGAAAUCAGGGAGUCCACAGGAGCCCAGGUGCAAGUCGCGGGGGACAUGCUGCCAAACUCGACAGAGCGUGCAGUGACUAUAUCGGGCACUCCUGAUGCCAUCAUCCAGUGUGUGAAGCAAAUAUGCGUGGUCAUGCUGGAGUCCCCACCCAAAGGUGCCACCAUCCCCUACCGUCCCAAACCUGCCUCUGCACCUAUCAUUUUUGCAGGUGGCCAGGUAAGAGCAGACACCAUUUUGGCUUCAGCUGGAAACCACACCGUCUUGGCCCAACCUCAGCCGGCGCCUGCGUUUACAAUUCAGGGGCAGUAUGCCAUCCCGCAUCCAGACGUGAGUCCAGCGCAUUUGACCAAGCUUCACCAGUUGGCUAUGCAGCAUCCCCCCUUUACUCCCCUUGGGCAGACCACCCCUGGUUUCCCUGGACUGGAUGCCACUACUCCAACCAGUUCCCAUGAACUUACUAUUCCCAACGAUUUAAUAGGCUGCAUUAUUGGCAGACAAGGCAGUAAGAUAAAUGAAAUCAGGCAGAUGUCAGGAGCGCAGAUCAAGAUUGCUAAUGCCACAGAAGGCUCUGGAGAACGACAAGUUACAAUCACAGGAUCCCCUGCAAACAUCAGCUUAGCACAGUACCUCAUUAACGCAAGCUUAGAGAUGGCUAAAGUCAGCACCCAGACCGCUUCCGUCACGACCCCUGUUGACCUCAACAUGAACCUCUCUCAGUCUGCCACCCCUACCUCCACCCCCACCUCCAUGGCCGUGCUGGCGGCUGCCUCCGCCGUUACCGUCAGUACCCCCCCUCCCCUACCAACUCUGCCAACCACCCACUAUGCCGUUCCUGUCUCCAGUCUGCUUGGCAUGAAAACUGUCCCACUCCUGGCACUAAAUGCCGCGGCCGCCGCGGGGGCCACGGGGAGUUUGUCCGCUUACACUGCCAAAAUUCCUUCGACGAGCGGGGUUAAGAAAUCUGACCGCCAGAAGUUUGCUCCAUAUUGAAGGGAUGAGACACAAUGCAAGCUCUGCCAGCUCUACCAAGAGUCUGUGGUAGAUCCUAGCUAUCAAGGAAACAAUAUGGCAUCUCUCAUUUUCUGUUCAGUUGCUAGUGUUCACUGUUGCCAGCUCGGUCCGUCUUCCAUCACCACUAACACCCAGGCGCCCGGCAGCAACUAGUUCCAACAGCCCCGCGCCGCCCCGAGGCCCGGCCCCACGCCGAGGCCUGCCCGCUAGCAGGGGCCAGGCAGUACCCGCUGUGGGCUGAGGAAAGCUCUUGGAUUAAGAGGACUGGAAGACAACGAGAAAUAAAAUAUAUCUGCGUUAGGUGCCCGGGCCCUUCCACUGAGCUCUUUUGAGGGCACCACAAUUUUCUGUGGGGCAGGAAACCAUAAUUCUGACCACUCCGCUUUAGGGAGGGAGAACAGGCUCCUUUUUUGUUUGUUGUUUUUUGGCACUCUGACAUUUUGCCCUGCAAAAUUGCCAACGUAGUACUCGUUUCUGUUGCCUGCUUAAGAGCAGGAACAAGCCCAUUGCCCCCUCUCACAAUUCCUUUCACGAAGCCCAAAGCACGCUCCCAGGCCAGACCCCAUCCUGCCCCAACACGGCAUCCUGCCAAAGCCCACGGCAGAAACCCCCGGGACUUUUAGGGGCACGCACGCUUCGCUCAGCCAGAAUGAACCCACCAGUGUUCCCCCUAGGUUUCCGUACAACAUAAAGUCCUGUUUAGCUCACCGCUAAUUAUGCUUUCAGACCGCGUUUUGGUUAUGAAUAAAAUCUAGCGCCUGUCAAACAACACGCUAAGGUUGCUGCCUGGAUAGAUAACAUCCCUUCGCAAGCACUUCAUUAUGUCCAGAUUAAUUAAAACCAGACACCUAAACUGAAGAGCGCUGGGUGAUGUAACGGCUGGUUGCUAGCUGUUGGAACUAGUUUUUAACUGCAUUUUCUGUUUGUCCAUCCACCUUCUUUUUUAAUUUCUGCUGCAUAAUUCAGUACUGCAAUAUUGUUUUCCUCACCACUUCCAAAUCCAGAAUCCCAUUCGCCCGCCAUGUCCAUUCACUUUGCACUCCUUGGACACAAAGCUUUAACAAUUGAACUGUAUUCAGUGCAUUUUAAUAUAAACUAAAAACACAAUGCAAAUGCAAUACUUUUUAAAACAUGGUAUCUCAAAGUGUGUUAUUAUUAUUGUAUAGGGCUAAGUACGAUUUCAGUAUUUUGUGUCAUUUUCUGUAUUCUGUGGGCUUUUCUUCACCUUAGUACCUUUGCACUAAGUUUUGUCACUGUAACCAUUUGUAGAGUUGCCAUUGUUACAGUUUGCACUUAUCCGAAUGGGGUUUUUGGUUGUUUUAGUUGUGGCUUCUUUUUUUUUUUUUUUGGUUUGGUUUGUUGUUUUUUUUGUUGUUGUUGUUUUGUUCUUUUUUUUUUGUUCGUUUGUAUAUAAUGAAGGAAAAACUGGAAAUAAUGUCAAGGUACCUCAGUUAUUUGACAGCUCUAGAAACCUGCUGUAAAAUUGUUCUGGACUAUUGUAACUGUUUCAAUAAUUGAAAUUUAAGGAAAGAAAAACAAAAAACAACCUGUGUGAGAAAACUUGCCUGCAUUGAAAUGCUGUGCUAUGCUGGUUGUACUCAAAUGUUAUUUUUUUAAUAGUGAGAAGAUUUUUUUUCUUUUUUUUUGCCUUUUUUUUUGUUUUCUUUUCCUCGUUUUUGUUCCUACAUUUUAGGCUGUCUUCAGAAGUUACUGGCCUGGGGGCUCUGUAAUGUAUCUCAUCAUGCCCUAGUGCAUUAGCCACCAGACAGGACUUUUCCAAAGCCCCAUGAGACAAUGCUUUCUAUGGACUAAUCUACAGAGGAGUUUCUGCCAUUUCUAACUUUCUUAUUAUUCUCAGACAUCAAAAGAAAACACUUCUUUUACUCUUUAAGCAACUGUGCUUCCUAACUCUUGUGUUGCUCUCAUUACUGUUCCAGUUUUAAUACUGUUGUGGGUCAUAACAUAAAGGAAAGUUAUUUUGGGGAAUUAAUUUUCAUCGAUGUUCAUGCUUUGGCUAAUCUGUAUAAAAGCAUGGGCCGUUAGUGUUCUAAACCGCUGUAUUCAGCUAGAGACUUGACAGUAAAUUAAAUGAGACGUUUUUAUAAAUAAAUUUUUUUCCUGAUUUAAAAGAGACGUGGUAGCUUUGUGCAUACAACUGUUGUGUUGUUUAAACUUUGUUCUUUGUAACCAAGUUGCUAAUUUGUCAUUUGAGAAACACUAUUUUAUGGAUUGUCAAACUAAGGUCAUAGACAAAUUGCUUGUUUUCAUUAAUGAUUAAAGGUUUCAUAUCAUCACGCUUAAGGUCCCAGUGCUCAUUGGGAAAGAGUGUAACAACUGUGCAAUACUGCCAGUAUUAGAAAGUACAUUAGCACUUUCGUUGUCAGGGAUGACGAUUCUUCACAUGAUUAGAUGGAUCCAGACUGUGUAAUUAGCACAGCAAGCAGGAUUUCUACAAACCCUUUCUGUUUGUUUGUUUGCUUUUUUAAACAAAGCUGCUCCUGGAGUACUUCUCACACAGCAUAGAAAAGACAGAAUUUGGACUCUUGAUAGAGGAAGCCACUGUUUUUUAUCUCUCAUAUAUUUUCCCAUACUGAUUUUAAGAUCAGAUAUUUGGGGAAGAAAGUGAACAACAAAAGGACAAACUUGGGUACUGAGCAUGGUGUUGUUAAGGCCCAUCGUAUUUUCCGAUUCCCAGCAGCAUUCAGUGACAAGGCUGCUCAAAAGCACCUUUCAUAGGUCAAGUAAACAGGCCAGCAGCUGGAAGGAGCAUUACGAUUUGCCUAAUUAAAAACGAUUUCUCCCAUCCUGCCCUGAAAUACUGCUUGAGCCAUUCAGCUCCUCCAUUGGUGCUGCUGAUCAAGUUCUUUCUUCACACCUAAGUGAAAGACGGGCUGGCUCCGAGCUGCAGCUGCAUAGAGCACUUCUGCCCACCUCCUUUCUAGGGCACUGGCAAUUCUUUCACGUUUACUUCCUUCUCCUGUGAAAUUAGAGUUUUUGGCAGUGCAAGUGAGUAGCAUCCUUAAUGAUGUGUAAUUCUACAGCCUGCAUCCCCUCUCUGCUAAGGCCUACACUUAUCUCUUGGUACUUGGCCUGGGGUCCCAGUUCCCCUCACUGCCCUGGCUGGGUACUCGUGCAGUGUAUUGCUCUUGCUUUCAUUGGAAACUAGGGCGCAGAGAGCUGCCAUGCACUGGGUCACGAGUCCGAGCCUGGAACUAUGAUACAAACAAGAUGUGCAUACAGACCUGGAAAUGUGUAGAAGUUAACAGCUUUUUCCAUACAGAUGCAGCAACAUCUCUUGACAAUAAAACCUACGGAGAAAGAUUAAGGAAUGCCUCAUUGCAUCCCAGCACCCAGGAAGCACGUCCCAGUGUUGAAUUAGCUACUCCAACCUCUGGGUUGCUUUCAACGAUAGGCUGUACUACCAGCCUUCUCCCUGAUAAAGUUUUGCGUUACUACUUCUUAAAAUGUAUUUAGUUCUUACUCUUGAAAAGAGUGCUGAAGCUGCUUUUGCAGGAAGGACAUCUCUACCUUUUAUUUCCUAAACAGAAAAAAAAAUUAACUUAUUGCAUCUCAACACUAAGUAGGUCAGGGCUUUGGUCUCACAGUAAAGCUAGGGCAGCAGCAGCUCUGUCGUGUUUAGCAUCUUUCACAUAAAUAAUUCCCACACGCCUUGCAGAAUUGGCUAGAACAGACUGAGAUUUAAACUCGCUAGUUCUGAGGUACAUUUGUGUAUGGGAUAAGCAGAGGUAAAAUGAAGACGUGGACAUAGGAAGAAAAAAAGGAAAUCUUUUGAGAGCUUUUGCAAAAAACGACACAGGCAGAAAUGUGAUAAAAUCUAGGCUGAGGACUCAUUUUAAUGCAUUUUAGUUGGAAAUGAUUUCUAAAUGGCAAGAAAAAGUUCCUAAAUAGCUUUAAUAUGAAAUGUGCAAGCAAAACACAAGAAGGUACAUCUGGAGGAAAAAAACAAUUAGAAAUAUUAUUCAAGAUAGAAAACUAAACCAUUCAUACCCAAAGGUAGAUAAACAGAAGCAUGUACCUGAUACAAAAGGGUCACUUCCACACAACUGAGAGUUACCAAUUGAAAGAUGAAGCAAGCUCUGCAGCUGUCACAUCAUCAAAUCAUUACCUGAGUUCUGGCAAACAUCUCAAACAAAUUCAAGAAGUUGUCUUGUGCUUCUUUAGUGGAAAAAAAAAGGAAAGUAAGAAUGCUGGCUGGAGUAGUCAUCCAGAAGAAAACAAGUCAGAGGUAUUCAGCCACAUAACCAAGUCCACUGCUAACAGCCAGAGUGCUUUCUGUUCUCAGAUAUAGCCAGAAGGCAUCUGUGGGCCCCAAGGUGCAUAGAUGUGGCAGUCAUGGCUCCUAGGAAGUUAGCAGUAUAACCAUCAAGGCUGCCACAAAUGUAGCCCAGGUCUUGCUGGGCUGCAUGGGUGAGGAGUUUCUGUGGAGACACAUAAAGCAGUGAUAAAGCAUGCACUGAACCACCCCACCUAAACCAGGCAGAAAAUAGAGGCCUCCCUGUUUUUUUUUGUUUGUUCGGUUUUGUUUGUUUGUUUUUUGUUUUCCAUUUUUAAAUACUCAACAGCAUGAAAAAAGAGUGCUUCUCUGGGAUGGGAGAGAUCCAAAUUCAGUUUCUUCCAGUCCCAAUCUCAGCUGAAUAUAUUUCAGCACUAAUUACAUACUUGGAACAAGACCUUCCCCAUCUCAGGUGAGCAUUGUGAUUAUCAGACAAGAAAGCUGCAUGCUCACUAGUUCAAUCAUUUUAUAGUGCCACAACUUCUACAAGGAAGAUGACAAUUUUUAGGCUGCUCUACUAGACCACAGGAACUCUAAGUUCAAAGGACAGCAUAGAGAAGAGAUCUGAACACAGAUCUUUUAUAUCCCGAAGUGCUGUAACUACCCAUCAAUUGCCCAAGACAUUAGUGCCUCAGCUGUAGUUUUGGGAGGAAAGAAUCUGGCUUAGAUGUCUACACAAGGGAACCGCUUGCAUUUCUUUUCCCAGUGAAAAGGCCAGGAUAGUUCUAAGUCAAGUGAUGAACAGGAGAUGAACUUAGUAGGGAUACAAGUACAUGUUGCUUUUCUUGCCAUUAAAGCGUAUUUACUCCUUUGUUCCAGGAAAGAACACAGUAGUGUUGAUUAAAUUGUAAUGUUUCUGCAUCAACGGAGUGUGCUGUCACUACAGACAAGCACAUGUCUCAAGACGAUAGCUGAAACGAAAGAAGUGUUGUACUCAUCUGGUGUUACCUAAUGAAAGGGAAUUUCUAAAGCACUUUAUACUCACAUCGUGGUUUUUAAUGACAGCUACAGUGUGAUGCCUACUGGUUGAAUAUCUGAUUUCCUAUUGCAAAAGUUCUUGAUUAUAAUUCAAAAAAGAAAGUAUUUGUAGGUUUUGAAAAUAUUUGAGUAAUCUGACCUUUCCUCUUAAGAGCUAUUUUUAACUCAGUGUUUCUGAGAUGAUAAAAUGCAGAGAAUUUAAUUACAGUAGCUUGUAAUAAUGAAAACUUGUCUCACCUCAAAUUGAGUUGAUUGGCACGAGGACUGGCUGAAGUUAACAUGAAUGUUCUUUUUACCCAGUAUUUAUGCUUCUGAAGCAAAUUUUAGAAUUAUAUGUUUUACUGGAACAAUUAGUCACAUCAGCAAGUGACAAUAUUGUUUUAGCUUAGUUUGUUCCUGUCUUUUGUUUUUGUACAAUCACUUUUGGGCUCUGCUGUACCAAAUACAGAAGUAGCUAUGGAAAAAGGGUCAAGUCAUGACAGCAGCAGCUUCAUGGUGGGAGAGAAGUUAACAUUCAGGUUACCAUUUGAUUGUCUCCAUUGGCAGAGACUAGUUAACUACCAAUGACUGCCAGUACCAACCUGUGAUUAGCUGCUCCUGGAAGAGAGUGGUACUUGCAACUGUCUCCUCCCUUAAUUCCAAUUCUGCAGUUUUCUAGAAGUUCUGGAGAUCAGAGAAUUAAAAUAGUCUUCUGAAUUCCACGGAGUUGAAAAGCAGAAGCAGUUCAAAAAAAAAAAAAAAAAAGCAUCUCACAACAUGGAAAAAGCCCCUGGCAUAUCAAGAGCUUCUUCCAAAACAGGUAAACCAAACAUCUAGCUUUUCUCCUUAUUACUUCAUUAAUAAACAUAUUUGAGGCAAAUAUAUAGAAAGAUCUCAUCAGAACAAGGCUGUUUUCUGCCUUUAAAACCUCAUUAACUUGUUUUAAAAUUAGAAUGUUUAAAAUCCGUAAGUUAAGCUAUUCCUUCACUUUACUUUUUGACAAAAAUUACAGAAUCGCAGAACGGCUGAGGUUGGAAGGGACCCCCGGAGGCCAUUUGGUCCAACCCCCUGCUCAAGCAGGGCCACCUAGAACAGGUUGUCCAGUCAGCUUCUGAAGGAGCUGACUCCAAGGAGGGAGUCUCCAAAGCCUCUCUGGGCAACCUGUGCUAGUGCUGUCACCCUAAUUAAACCCUAAAAUUAAAUCACACAUUUUCCCUUGUUUUUUUCCAAAGUCCUCAGGUAGCCUAACAAAUUUUAAGGUUUUUGAAAGUCAAAAAUAUGCUUCAUUUUAAAAAAGAAAAAAAGCAACAAAAAAAACAAGGGGCACUUACCAAAGCUCAAAAUACUUCUCUUUUCCAUGUCCCAGCUUUGUCAAGUCCUUAGGUUCUUGUUUUUCACUUAAUCCGUGUUUAUCAGAACAGAAAUCCAUUUUAGAUGCUCUCCUUUACUAUCUUAGAAAAAAAUCCAGGAUUUAGAGCUAAAUAAAUGGUAAUACGUUACCAGCUUCCAGUGCAGUACAUUCCUCUCUGGCAUUUUGUUACGCUUUCAGUUGGUUAUGGAAAUAUUUAACCAUUGUGUUUUCAUCCCUCUGGCUUACAACAUGUGACAUAUGUUACAUUAUGGCCACAUUACAAUAAGCAAA
This is a messenger RNA of Cygnus olor (mute swan), 9245 nucleotides long. Its product is annotated as poly(rC)-binding protein 3-like. The transcript has 17 exons. Gene Ontology annotation, molecular function: mRNA binding. Gene Ontology annotation, cellular component: nucleus; cytoplasm. The record is from RefSeq and is a predicted model, not a curated record. Lineage: Eukaryota; Metazoa; Chordata; Aves; Anseriformes; Anatidae. Gene Ontology annotation, biological process: negative regulation of mRNA splicing, via spliceosome. The coding region runs from base 970 to 2331 and encodes 453 amino acids.